Salarias fasciatus (jewelled blenny) is the source of this 1836-nucleotide messenger RNA. RefSeq names its product solute carrier family 25 member 39 (gene slc25a39). Gene Ontology annotation, cellular component: mitochondrion. Bases 167 to 1246 code for a protein of 359 amino acids. The transcript has 12 exons. The record is from RefSeq and is a predicted model, not a curated record. Gene Ontology annotation, biological process: mitochondrial transmembrane transport. NCBI's taxonomy places the organism in Eukaryota, Metazoa, Chordata, Actinopteri, Blenniiformes, Blenniidae.
CCCCCCACCCCCCACCCCCCCAGUACAUGAUGUUUACAGCGGAGAUGGAACCUCGGAGAACACAUGGAGGACUCUCCUAGCUCUUUUGUAACGUUUACCUAACCGACAUGGGUGAGGACACCCGGGUUUCACGAGGCAGCGGGCAGCCGAAGUAGAGGUGGGCAGGAUGGGGGAGCGGGCGCUGGGCCGCCCGGCGGCCGCCAUCUCUCCCGUGCAGCAGAUGCUGGCGUCCGGCACCGGAGCCCUCCUCACAUCCCUGUUCGUCACGCCGCUGGACGUGGUGAAGAUCCGGCUGCAGGCUCAGCAGACGCCGUUCCGUCAAGCUUUGAGCUGUGAAGCUGCCCCCUGGGGCAAAAAGAGCCGCCCCGCCAAGUGGAAGUGUUUCCUCUACUGUAACGGCCUGAUGGACCACAUCUACGUGUGCCAGAACCGGACCAGCUGCACCAGCUGGUACCAAACCCCCACGCACUUCAGCGGGACUCUGGACGCCUUCGUGAAGAUCAGCCGCCACGAGGGGCUCCGGUCUCUGUGGAGCGGACUUCCUCCGACGCUGGUGAUGGCCGUUCCCGCCACCAUCAUCUACUUCACCUGCUACGACCAGCUGCGGGACUUCCUCCGCUUCGGCCUGGACCUGCAGGGCAGCCACGUCCCGCUGGUCGCCGGCGGCCUCGCCAGACUGGGCGCCGUGACGGUCAUCAGCCCCCUGGAGCUGGUCCGGACCAAGAUGCAGUCCCGCCGGCUGUCCUACGGCGAGCUGAGGGUGUGCAUCCGCUCGGCCGUGGCGCAGGACGGCGUGCUGUCGCUGUGGCGGGGCUGGGGGCCCACCGUGCUGCGGGACGUGCCCUUCUCAGCUCUGUACUGGUUUAACUAUGAGUUGGUGAAAACUCGUCUCUGUGAUCAUUCUGGAGCGCCUCAGGGAAACUUCUCCAUCAGCUUCACAGCGGGAGCCGUCUCUGGAGCCAUCGCCGCCGUCCUCACGCUGCCGUUCGACGUGGUGAAGACCCGGAGGCAGAUCCAGCUGGGAGAGCUGGACACUCUGGGAGUGUCCGUGAAGAAGAAGCCGUCGUCCACGUGGCUCAUCAUGAAGCAGAUCUGCACUGAGCUGGGCUACAGAGGCCUUUUUGCAGGCUUCAUGCCGAGGGUGAUCAAAGUGGCGCCGGCCUGCGCCGUCAUGAUCAGCACCUACGAGUUUGGGAAGGCCUUCUUCCAGAAGAUGAACCGGGACCGAGAGCAGCUGGCGUGCUGACCGGACGGAGCACGGCCGGCUUCCGGCUCUCACAAACUCAGAGGACGAGAGACGCACAGACGCCGGAGCCCCGGGACUCGGCGCGGAGCUGGAUUCUCCAGACGGACUGUUUUCUCUCCCGGACUGUUUUGGGAGCGUGUGCAGAGCGGCAUUAGACCCCGGACGUGUGGAAACCUGGAACCCGUGUACAGACUGCAUGUGCUGGGAUCCACACGCGCAUUCCAGUAGCGCUCAUACAGAACUGAAAACAUCACUUCUCUCUCCGUGGCUGGAUAGAAUCAGUAGCACUUUACACGUACCGCCAGUCACAGGGCUUCUGCUUCCAUUGAAAAUAAAGAAGCAGCCAUAAAUAGCAUGUAACAUGUAAGUUUCAGUUCAACAAGAAAAGCCUUGUGAGAAUUUAUUUCCUGUUUUUGCAUGAAGUAAAUGCAAUACGAAGGCUUUUUCCGUACAGCCAAACUCCCAGAAAUCAGAUGAAAAUAGAAAAUACACUGGACCAUGAAACCAUGGGGUCAUAAUCUGCCUUAACCUAAGUGAUGUAAAUGUUUUUAUAUUGAAUGGAAUGUUAAUAAAUGAAAAAAACAGCUUGA